GAUAAGGCUAAAGAGCGCCUGCGACAAGCUUCGAACGGAGCCUAUGACUCAAAACUCGAAUCAUGGCGAUCUACCGGAAUCGGAAUUCAAUUGUGCAACAUGCUGUAUCUCGACGCACGAGUGGAGAGCCCCGAACUGCUGUCCAGCAAAGCAGAAGAGAUUCUCUUCAGGAUACACCAGCGCAUGGACAAGUACAUGAGCGAGCAGCAAAGGCGCCAAGACAAUCUCCGUGUGCGUCCCGAGGGACUCAAGACGUUAUGGGAUGCCGCCGACGUCUGCUCGGUGCCUGCCCUCAUGUAUCAGGUCUCGCAGUCCCCCAAUAUCAACAUCGAUGCGAUCAAUCCUGAAACUGGUCAAAGUCCUCUGCACUAUGCUGCUCGGCACGAAGACGGUCUCAACUUUGUGUCCUGCCUCCUGCGACUCAACGCAACCGUUGACUUGGUCUGCUCCGAGGGUCGGACGGCUCUGUAUUUCGCCGCUGCCCAUGGCUACGCCGACAUUGCUCGGCAGCUUCUCGCCAGCGGUGCCAACCCCAACGCUUUCACCAAGGACGGCAUGUCGCCUCUGUUGAUUGCAGCCCAGAAUGGCCACCUGGAUGUCAUCCGCGUGCUUGGCGAAUACGGCGUCAAUCUGCUCUCCACCAACAACGAGGGCGAAAGCGCCCUGUACAAGGCUUGCGAGAUCGGCAGCGAAGAUAUCGUGCAGUAUUUCGUCCAGCACGACAUUGAUGUCAAUGGCACAACUCGCAGCCAGAUGAGCGACCUGCUCGUCGCGUGUGUCAAAGGCCAUCUGAACAUUGUGAAGCAGCUGCUCGCAAACGGCGCCCGUCUUACCGACCGCAACCUCCGAGGAGCCUCGUGCCUGUAUUUGGCUGCCCAGAACGGCCACAUGGACGUCAUCCGGACCUUGGCCGAUGCCGAGCGCAAGGCGUUGGCGGACUUUUCAACCGAUCCAACCCCGGUUCCCGACAGCGACGCAAAGGCAGUGGGCGGCUUGACAGCCGCACGCCCAUCGCCUCUUGUGGAAGAAGCCGACCGCGAAGGAUGGACGCCUCUCAUCAUCGCUUGUUGGAACGGCGAUGUCGAUGUCGUCAAGGGCCUUGUGGAAGAGCUGGGUGCCGACAUCCAUGCCCGCGCGCUUGACGGCACCACAGCCCUGUACGUCGCAGUCCAACGCGGAAACACCAAUGUCUUCAAGCUCCUACUCGAGAAGGAUGCUGAGUAUGCAGCCCGAAGUCGCUCGGAGGACUCGGCAUUGUCAUCCUCAGCCAACAAGCCGACCCGUAUACCUCUGGUGAACCAGGAACAAAAGAACGGAUGGACGCCGUUGAUGGUGGCCUCGCUCUUUGGCUGUCUCGAGAUUGUCCAGGUUGCUGUGCGAGACUACAAUGCCGACAUUGCUACCAAGAGCAUCAACGGAACCACAGCACUGUACUUUGCGGCCCAAGCCGGGCACAUCAACAUUGUGCGCUUCCUGAUCGACAAUGCCUGUGCCACCGAGGAGGACCGCCGACGGAUGGUUAACCAAACCCGACGCAACGCCUGGACGCCGCUCAUGAUUGCUGCCGGAAACAACCAUCCGGAUGUCGUGCGGUGCCUGGUGGACGAGUACGGCGCCGAUUUGCUCCUCCAGAACUCAAGUGGCCAAAGCGCACUCUUUGUUGCAGUUCAGUGGCUCGAUGCGGGCGGCCUUGCCUUCAUGAUCGACCGAGAAACGGAUCUCCGGAUGCAAACGAGCCCUGAGUUGGCGCACGAUCGGAAGCAGGCUCAGCAGCUCGUUGUCAACCAACCCGACCCAAGCCCUGCUGGAAAAGUACUCGGUCUCGCUCACCCACACCAACGAUCCUGAAGGAACAACGGCAGUUCAUCUGGCAGCCAGGCUUGGCUUUGUGGAGAUGCUGAAGCUGCUGUUCGAACACCAGCGCACAACCAAUCCCGCAGGGCUCGCCGCCCUUGUGAACGUGCGCAAGCUGGAGCAAUGGACGCCGCUCAUGGUUGCAGCGCUGAAUGGCCAAGACGAGAUAUGCCGUGUCUUGCUGCAAGAGUACGGCGCCGAUCCUUGUGCAUGCAGCAGCAACGGCGCUACUGCCCUCUAUUGUGCUGCUCAAAACGGCCAUCUGAAAGUGGUGCGACUGCUGCUGAACGAGCAUUCCGCUCGCGGCCAGCUGCCCGAGAUGAUC
Molecule: messenger RNA, 2179 nt
Organism: Polychytrium aggregatum
Lineage: Eukaryota; Fungi; Chytridiomycota; Chytridiomycetes; Polychytriales
Product: ankyrin repeat-containing domain protein
Exons: 4
Coding region: 100-1848 (582 amino acids)
Cellular component (GO): cytoplasm
Molecular function (GO): protein binding
Source: RefSeq, a predicted model, not a curated record